Molecule: messenger RNA, 522 nt
Organism: Cladocopium goreaui
Lineage: Eukaryota; Dinophyceae; Suessiales; Symbiodiniaceae
Source: the annotation of a GenBank genome assembly
AUGUCAAUGGCGCAUGAUUGGCGUCCAUGUACAUGUUGGGUAAAUGCCCAGCUGAAAGCAUGGAUGCAUAUCCAGCCUAAUGUUCAACUUUUGCUUGUCGCACAGCUGGCACAGCGGCUUGCUGAGCAGCUAGAUUGCGAAAGAGGCAACUGCCAGCUUCCAGUCUUUGAGGACCUUUUUCCAGAGGCUUUCACAGAGAAGGAGUCUGAUGCAGACAAGAACAGGCUUUGGCCCGGCGGCUUCAAGAUCAAAACUGUGCCUGAAGAGGGAGAUGAUUUGGAGGACUUUGAGGAGUCUGACGAGUGUCAGUCACGUCAGUCGUUCGAUGACGGAGUUGGCGGAGGUGGCAUUGCCCAGGCAUCUGCACAGCACUUGUUGCUCACGACCGAUUCCAAGAAUGAUUCAGAGGUGCCGACAUUGCGCUGUCCGCCACUUCAGUUUGUUCUGUGGCCAGUUGAGCAUAUUUGGCUCCGAUCUUGGUUUCAAGUGAAAGGCGUUCCCAAAUUUAGAGAGAAAAUCUAG